Messenger RNA from Brassica napus (rape), 625 nucleotides. Its product is annotated as protein BIC1-like. Gene Ontology annotation, biological process: blue light signaling pathway. Lineage: Eukaryota; Viridiplantae; Streptophyta; Magnoliopsida; Brassicales; Brassicaceae. The transcript has a single exon. The record is from RefSeq and is a predicted model, not a curated record. Bases 45 to 554 code for a protein of 169 amino acids.
CCCGAUUUUUUCUCUCUUUACAUAACCCAACAAACAGUACAUGCAUGUUGUCAACACCGAGUCUCAAACAAACACACACACACACAAAUCUCUCUUCAUUUUUGUUUUGUUCCUCCAAGAAUCUGAAUAUGCUUCACUUUAGUUCAAACAUGAAGAACAUCGACGAUACGACGUCUUCAAUGACCCACCUGAUCAACCCAUCUCAACCUCCCUCCGACAAAACCCAACAAGAUCCAAGUUUGUCCACCGAGGCUUGUAUUGUUUCCGACAAGAAAGAUCAAGCUUUGCCCGAAGAGAAACCGAAACAAAAUCAAGAAGCGAUCAUUGGGAGAGACAAGCUAAAGCAGCACCGGAGAGAGAUGGCCGGAAGAGUUUGGAUACCGGAGAGAUGGGGGCAAGAAGACCUUCUUAAGGAUUGGAUCGACUGUUCGAAGUUUGAUACGUGUCUUGUCCCUAACGGGAUCUCGUCGGCACGUUCGGCUCUCGUGGAAGAAGCUAGGCGAGCUGCUUCAGCUUCUGGUGGAUUACAUAAUCGUUGCUUGAUCUUACGCUGAAUGUUUAAUAUAAUAACAUAUAUAAAUGUGGUUCUUGUUGCUCAAUAUUAUAAUAUAAGACACUAUUAUCA